AUGGCGGUUCAAUUAAAAACUAGCCGUAGCAAGUUUAAAGUCACUGCAACUGUAGGUGCUGUUAUAGUCGGCAGCUAUAUUGUUUUAAAAACUUUCCCACAUUUAAAAGAUUCAAUUUAUAAUUACUUGACUGGUAGCGGAGAAAUUGAAGAUGACAAUGAGCCUAUAGAAUUGAAGGAAGAGGCGAAAGACCAACAAUCCAAUAUUGAAACAAAGAUAACAGAAUCAAGCACAGAUACAGAAGUAGUAGCCAAAUGGUCUGACAAUAAAUUGAAAAGCUGGUUGAGAGAAGUAAGUAUAUUAUUCGAAUAUUUUAAUCUUAAGAAGGGUAUAUAG
Debaryomyces fabryi is the source of this 336-nucleotide messenger RNA. RefSeq lists its product as uncharacterized. The transcript has a single exon. NCBI's taxonomy places the organism in Eukaryota, Fungi, Ascomycota, Pichiomycetes, Serinales, Debaryomycetaceae. The record is from RefSeq and is a predicted model, not a curated record. The coding region runs from base 1 to 336 and encodes 111 amino acids.